Messenger RNA from Dinoponera quadriceps, 3284 nucleotides. RefSeq names its product UDP-glucuronosyltransferase 2A3-like. The record is from RefSeq and is a predicted model, not a curated record. The transcript has 3 exons. Gene Ontology annotation, molecular function: UDP-glycosyltransferase activity. Bases 131 to 1819 code for a protein of 562 amino acids. Lineage: Eukaryota; Metazoa; Arthropoda; Insecta; Hymenoptera; Formicidae.
AUUGUACGGUUGGUUGAUUGAUUGCCAGUUGCGUCGGCGAAGACCCACGGCGAAGGUCUAUCGCCGCUCAGCGAAAUUAUCGACUUGUUCACGGCAUUACAUCCGUUCGUACCAAAGAAAGUGAAAAGCCAUGACACGCGAUAUUAGUCGCCGGCGGAUAUAUUUGUCCACCGUGUACCUCCUGACCGUCGUAGUGGUGGUAUUUUCGUCGUCGUCGGUUUGCUCGGCCGCCGUUUACGACGGUGAUACGUUCGUCAACAUGACGAAAUCGUCGCUAAAGAUACUCGGGAUCUUCGGCCACUUCGGCAAAAGUCAUUUCGACGUGUUCAAGCCGCUCAUGGAGGAGCUGGCGCGCCGUGGCCACCGUGUUACGGUCGUCUCGCACUUUCCCAGGAGCGAGGACGCCAAGGCGAAGGAGCCGUUGCCGACUUACAAAGACAUCAGCAUAUACGACCCCGAUCACGGCGUCUAUCUGGAUGUGGUCGACAUUCAUAUGAUCAAGCACAAUAUCCUUCAGCCGGCAUAUGAACUCAUGUUUCUGAGUUUCAUGGCCGACAUGGCGUGCAAGACCGGCCUCCGGCAUCCGGCCGUCCGGGAAUUCCUUCGGUCCGACGAGGAGUUCGACCUGAUCAUCAUAGAGACCUUCAACACCGACUGCUUCUUAGGUUUCGUUCAUAAAUUCAAGGCGCCGUAUAUCACCAUAUCGACGCAUCAGAUCAUGCCGUGGGUCAACUCGGACAUGGGCAACGAGGACAAUCCCAGUUACAUACCGAUUACAUUAUUAGGGCUGAACAAACCCAUGAAUUUCCUCAGUAGACUGUACAACAUGCUGUCAUUGUCGAUCGCCAAGGUGGCCUACAACUGUUGGUUCCGAUUUCGCGAUCAGUCUGUCGCCAACGAAGCGUUCGGGCCGGAUCUCCCCAGCUUGAAAGAAAUUGCUAGGCAAACACAGGCCCUGCUGGUGAACACUCACAACAGUCUCCACGGUAGCGUACCUAAGUUGCCCAACAUUGUCGAGAUCGGCGGCAUCCACAUUCCUACUCAGGUGAAACCGUUACCCGAGGAUAUAGCUGAAUUCUUAGACAAUGCGCACCAGGGGGUGCUCUACUUCAAUCUGGGUUCGAUGAUUAAGAUGUCGACGAUACCGCGGGAGAAGCUGGAUGUGUUGCUCAAUGUACUCGGCUCGAUUCCGCGGAAAGUGCUUUUGAAGUGGGAGAACGAGGUCUUACCGCGUAAACUGGAUAACGUCAUGGUCAAGAAGUGGAUACCUCAAUUCGACGUGUUGAAUCACCCGAACGUUAAGUGCUACCUGGGUCACGGUGGGCUCCUUGGUCUCUCCGAGAGUAUCUAUGUGGGUGUGCCGAUGAUUCUGAUGCCGAUGUUCGGCGAUCAGUUCCACAACGUAGCCGCGGCGAAGAACAGAGGUAUCGCCGAGAUGGUCGCGUUCAACAACCUGGAUGAGCAUUCCUUAAGACUCGCCUUGGACAAGGUCUUCAACGACACCAGCUACAGCGAGAACGUCCAAAGGCUUUCGAAAGCUUACCGUGAUCGACCUGCUACACCGUUGGAGACUGCGGUAUGGUGGACGGAAUAUAUUGCCCGCGGCAACGGCGGUCCUUACCUGCACAGCUACGGCGCGGAUCUCGCUUGGUACCAGUAUCAUCAUAUCGACGUCGUGCUUGUUUUGAUUAUCGUCGUGGCAUUGUUCGUCUACAUCCUCUUCCGGUUGAUCAAGCUGCUGUCGUGUUUGCUUCACGCUGUCAAAGAGGUGUACAUCAGCGCGACCAAACCGACGAACAAGUGGAAGAAGGAGAAUUAAUGACACGGUGGGAACACGGUUUUUCGCCAUGAGGACAGGGACACGUUAAGAAAAACAAGUUAUUUCACAGAGGACACGAACCGGCUUUCGCAUGGAGGGAAUAGUGCGUCGACAGGUAGAAAUAGAUCAGUCGUUGCGAAAUUCUCUAGCGGACAGGAAAACUUUUCGCUGUUGCUCUGAUAUGAUAUGAUGAAAUUUCCUGUUUCGUGCAGAAUUUUACACACACACACACACACACACACACACACACACAUAUAUAUAUCUGCAUUGCAAAUGUUUAUUACAACUAAUCCCGCUUUGGUACAUUUGUUUAGAUCAAUAUUAUUCAGACGAUAAGAGGAAUUCUCAAAUUCGCCGGGAGAAAAGCAGAAUUUGUAGUCGUUAGUAAUGUUUGUAAUGUUUGUAAUAUACACAAUUAUAUGUAUACGUUCUUUUUUGCACACUUUUUUGCACGCUAUAGUUAUUUUUUGCAUACUUUCACUAAUAUCUAAACAAAAUUUAGAGGAAGGUUUAACGAGGAGAAAAGUAGCGGUGAGGAAAGCGAACAGAAAGGGAUUAUGAAGGAAGGAGCAACGAGACAGAAAGUUAGGUGAGGGAAGAGGAACAGCGGAAGAGCGAGAAUGAGGAGACAGAAGGUUGGAAGAGAAAGUGAAAAGGACAAUGCGAGACAGAGAGAGAGAGAGAGAGAGAGAGAGAGGGAUAUACUAGAAGACCGUGAAAAGAAAGGGAGGGCAAGAGGGGGUGGAUGGAAAUUCUGCGAGAAUAUGGUGGAGAAACGCACGAGAGCGAGGCAGCUUUGCGGGCAUUAAGGGGUAUUUCCCAGGUGGCCUUGUCUCCCAUUGCGUCAACCGGCUUUCGUUCCUGCAGCGGCAACGGCAAGCAAGAACCACGACUGGGGCUGUCGAGUUUACGGUGAUGGCGUCGUCGUUUGCAGCGGUGCCGCUUCUCUCUCUCUUUCGUAUCACCUGGUUGCAUGCCGUACCCGAGGCGCCAUUGGUUUCAACUCUCUUCUCAUCCGCAGACGCCUGCCUAGUAAAAGAGAGAGAGAGAGUCCACAUGUAUUCGUGGAAUCGACUGUUGCCGAAACAGGCUUGCGCAAGACCGUCGAACGAUAGUCAAAUCGUGAUGUGCGAUUAAAGUCCCGUGUCACACUACGCAUCGCGGAUUCAGAUUGUCAACUGCGCAUCGUUGACCAUCCAAUGGAUCUCCGGCUAUUUCAAUUUGAUCGACCGGUUAUGAUUUAGUAAUACGAGUCCAAUCCGCGUUUGCGAUGCGUAAUAUGAGACCGACUUUGAGAAUAGUUUCGCUUCCGAUCACGCUUCUCAUCUCUCGAAAAUCUCUCGAAAAUAGUCUCCCACGAUAGAAUCCUAAGUACAAGUAAAAAAUAGAAUUUAUCUGUUAGAUUAGUCAUCUGAAUCGUAUGAUUUAAACACUAUUUUGUUAGCGACCUCGAUUAAAACCACGU